GAGGCAGGAGAGCAAGCUACCUGACUUCACCCUGCUUUUGGGGUGAGUCGAACUUCUUCCACUGGAGAGAGAAUCAAAGACUGGGAGACUCAGCCUCCAUCAUGUGGAACUCCUCUGAGGCCAACUUCUCCUGCUACCAUGAGUCCGUGCUGGGCUAUCGAUACAUUGCAGUUAGCUGGGGGGUGGUGGUGACUGUGACCGGCACUGUGGGCAAUGUGCUCACCCUGCUGGCCUUGGCCAUCCAGCCCAAACUCUGGACCCGCUUCAACCUGCUCAUCGCCAACCUCACCCUGGCAGACCUGCUCUACUGCACCCUCCUCCAGCCCUUCUCUGUGGACACCUACCUCCAUCUGCGCUGGCGCAGCGGCGUCACCUUCUGUAGGAUUUUUGGACUCCUCCUUUUUACUUCCAACUCUGUCUCCAUCCUCACCCUCUGCCUCAUUGCACUGGGACGCUACCUCCUGAUUGCCCACCCUAAGUUCUUUCCCCAAGUUUUCAGCACCAAGGGGAUCGUGCUGGCCCUGGUGGGCACCUGGAUCGUGGGUGUGGCCAGCUUUGCGCCCCUCUGGCCCGUGUACGUCCUGGUACCUGUCGUCUGUACCUGCAGCUUUGACCGCAUCCGAGGCCGGCCUUACACCACCAUCCUCAUGGGCAUCUACUUUGUGCUGGGGCUCAGCAGCGUGGGCAUCUUCUACUGCCUCAUCCACCGCCAGGUGAAGCGUGCAGCCCAGGCGCUCACCCGGUAUAAGCUGCAGCAGGAGAGCAUCCGAGGCACCCACGUGGCAGGGACCAGCGAAGCCACUCCUGGUCGCUUCCAGGAGCCCGACAGCGGGCUGGCAUCAAGAGAGUUCAGUGAGGGGAUCUCAUCUGAGCCAGUCAGUGCUGCCACUACCCAGACCCUGGAAGGGGGCUCAUUGGAAGUGGGGGACCAGGACAACAGCAAGGUAGCUAAGCAUUUGGCAGAGAAAAACCCUCCAGAAGUUUCUUGCAAGGCCAAGCCAGCUAAAGGAGACCCAAGAGCUCAGGACUCUCCAUCAGAGUAUGGGAAGGUGACCCGGAUGUGUUUUGCCGUUUUCCUCUGCUUUGCCCUGAGCUACAUCCCUUUCUUGCUGCUCAACAUCCUGGAUGCCAGGGUCCGGGCUCCCCGGGUGGUCCACAUGCUGGCUGCCAACCUCACCUGGCUCAAUGGCUGCAUCAACCCAGUGCUCUAUGCAGCCAUGAACCGCCAGUUCCGCCAAGCAUAUGGCUCCCUCUUAAAACGAGGACCCCAAAGUUUCCGUCGGCUCCAUUAGAAAUGGGUCUCCAGCAACCAGAAUCCCAAACUGUCUCCUCUAGAACCUAAGUGGCCAGCCGAAAUGAGACAAGUGACAGUCAGACCUGUGGGCAUUUCACAGACAACCUCUCUAUCCCCCAAACCACAUUUCUCCAUCUCUUGAUCAAUGAUUUGGCCCCAGGCUGCCCAAGGAGCACUAUUCAUUAUUAACAGAUGAAUUACAUGUUUUGUUUUCUUUCGUGGUACUGGGGAUUCAAUCCAGAGGCGAUCUACCACCGAACUACCCCUUUUAUGUUUUAUCUUGAGACAGGGUCACGCUCAGUUGCUGAGGUUGGCCUCGGACUUGGGAUCUUCCUGCCUCGUCUCCCAUAUUGGCAGGGUGACAGGCGUGCACCACCAUGCUUGGCUAAAUUACAUGCUUUUAACGCUCAGCUAUAGUCUCUGGGGAAAAAGGAGAUAGGCCAGGGUUGGAGCUGGAACCUAAUAAGUAAGAAUUUUGGGACCUAUGUCAGAGCAAGGGUAGAAAGCACCUGGCCAGGGACAGACCCUUCAGCUGAGGGGUUGGCCAGUUAUAAAACACGUGAGGUGGUUUUGAAGGAUUAGCUUGAGGGGCUGGGGCUGGGGCUCAGUGGUAGAGGGCUUGCCUAGCACCUGUGAGGCAGUGGGCUUGAUUUAUUUUAUUUCAUAAAAAUAAAUACAUAAAAUGAAAGGUUAAAUUUUUUAAAAAAAGGAUUAGCUUGUCCUUUUGCUUAACUUCCCAGAAAUGACCUCUGCCCCUAAGGACUACUGCCAGUAUCCCCCAUCUCCACAAACAGGGUUAUUCGGCUCAAAAAAGUUUGGUGAUCCGGCUUUAACACCGACUCCAGUGAACCCAGUCACCCAGCCCUUGCCCAGUGCAAAGGGAAGAGGCACUGGUGAGGAGUCCUUGCUCUGGGGAAAUGCAGCUGAGCUCAGCUGAGGCCAAAACAGACUUCCAGCUGCCCUAGCAGAGUCUCCCUCUUUGUGGCUAAUUCACCCUGUCUCAGGCCAUCUGCCCCGCUAUCCUGGCUUCUGAAACAGAGCAGAGACCAAGAAGGCUCAGGGGCCAGCAUAGGGGGGACACCAUAGCAUCCCUUUCCUCCAGAACGACCUACGUCCUGUCACUGUGGGCACCCUUACGCACAGCAGGAAAGCACCUGUGGCCACCAGGUGACGCUGGUUCUCUGUGUUUUCUUUUCUGGCUUCUUGAUUGUGGACAGAAAAAAAAUGCCAGCAGGACCUCAAGCCAGAGACACAGGCCAGGGGUGGACACCCAGGAUCCGCGCCCGCCCUUUCCCUAAAAAAAAAAAAAAAAAAAAACUUAGGAGGGAAAGAAAAGAAUGAGAACUUUUAAUUUUUUUCAGGAGCCACUCAUUAUGUCUGAUGGGCAGCAUGGGCGAGCAGGGUGGGCACUGUGGUGGACUGUGGUGGACUGUGAGUCAGGCUGGCACCAAUGCUGGGGCUGACAGUUGUCCCCUUCCCGCCCCUACUGUCAAACCCAUGGGCCAAGAGAACAAGUGAAGUCUGGGGAGAUUCAGUCGGGGGCACGGAGAACCCCAGUCCAGGUGGACAGACGGAAACCCUCACGUGCCCCACGCUUCCAGGGCCCAGGAGUCCGGCCUCCUAGUCUGGAAUCUGCAUUUCUAUGUGCUGUCCUCCUUCCACAGAGCUCCUCAACAGUCAGGUUGAAGCUACCGAGGCAGCCGAAGCUGAACCGCGGCAACAACGAAGAACAUCAGCUUGGGAGCGCGGGGAGGAGCGUUCUAGUCCAGGCUCUCUGCGGAUUACUCCAAGACCCUGAGCAGAUCUCC
Messenger RNA from Sciurus carolinensis (gray squirrel), 3102 nucleotides. It is a transcript of the gene Gpr84, whose product is annotated as G protein-coupled receptor 84. The coding region runs from base 102 to 1292 and encodes 396 amino acids. The transcript has 2 exons. The record is from RefSeq and is a predicted model, not a curated record. Gene Ontology annotation, molecular function: urotensin II receptor activity. Gene Ontology annotation, cellular component: membrane. Gene Ontology annotation, biological process: neuropeptide signaling pathway. Lineage: Eukaryota; Metazoa; Chordata; Mammalia; Rodentia; Sciuridae.